UUUAAUAAAAUUGAUAAUUUUUUAUAUCAUGUUUUUAUACAAUGAAUUACAAAUUUUGUAUCGUCUCAUUUUAUUUCAUUUCUUUUCUUGUUAAUCGAAUCGUAAAUGGUGUUACAAACAAACAAUGACGAUUUUCAUGGGCAACAAGUUUAUAGUGAUCCAUAUAAGUUAAUAAUUUGGAAUCUUCGAAUGAAAUAUACCUAUAUAUCCCAAACUUGUAAUGUUUUACAUUAACGUUACAAGUGUAUUCUUUUUCAAUACACUUAUAGUAUUUUUUUAAAUAAUUAUAAAAAAAGCUAUUGGUUCGUGCUUAUUUAUAAUAAUUAUUUAUUUCUAAAUUAUUCCUCUUCUUCUUUCUUCAAUUGUUCAUAUUAAUUAGAUAUUAAAAUAAAGAACCAAAUCUCUACAAAUUUUUCUGUUAAAAAUUUAUUUUUAGGUUCUUGACAUAAAACCAAGAUUUGUUUCGUUGUACAGAUUCCACUAAUUAUUCUUUUCAUUUCAUGAAUUUUUAUUUAAUUAUUGACAUGUAUUAAUAAUAAAAGAUCUUCAAUAAAGUAAAGUUGCAAAUUUGUUUUUCGUGAAGUAAGAAUAAUUGCAUAAAAAAGUUGCGUAUUAAAGAGGAUAUUAUCCUUGAUGGAAGUUUCCGCGUAAGGGGAAAGGUAUAAAAUAGUAUAUGGAUAACUUGAACAAUUUUCAACGAGAUCUAUAAGUGUUUGACUACAAUUCUUUCUUUCUUUAAAGCGAAUAGAGGAAUGUAACAUCUGGAUAAAUACUUUUGUGUAGUUUGAGUUUAAAACAGCACAUCUAUAGUUAAAACAACCUUGCACGUAAAUGUAAUACAUAGAAAACUAUUUAUAAGCGAAACACCGUCAUCAUAUUAUUGCCCGAAAUAAGUUGCUCCACGCAAACAUCGCGGAACAUUUACAUGGUGUUACGAUUAUAAAUAUCAUCUACGAAAUUUAUUUCAUUUUAAUAAUUUUAACAAAGAAAGUAAUUAACCUAAAGUAUUUUUACGAGGACUUUUCUACAUUAAUAUUAAUAUUAAAUGUGUGUGAACGUUUGGUACCAAUUAACUUAAUGGAAUACUACAAAAAGCAUGUUUUUGCCAAUACAAAUGCCCAAUGAUGAAUAGCAACAUAAAUAUUUUAUGUUUAUGAACUUGUGAGGGUUUCGCUUUCGAUUUCAUUCGCACAUGUCUAUUGAGGAUAUAAUCGAAAGUGAGGAUAAAAUCGAACCGUUGGUAGAGGGGUAGAAAGCCGACGAGACGGACUGACAAAUAUAUCAGUCUUAUCCCACGCAGUGUUGAAGUAAGUGGUCUACCGGAGACAACGGAAAACCAGUCAUAAAAAUUUGCCUUGUGUGAACACACAGUCUGAUUGAAAGAUAUCUUUACACAUACUCUACUAUAUUUACUAUUUUAAUUAUUUCAUAGCCGUGUUUUACAUAAAAAAUUGAUACUCUUUUAUUUGAUAAGUUUUGAAUGAACUCGUGUAUCAAUAGUAUUCCUAAUGAUCCCUUACAUCAUUUAAUAAAAAGUGACGGUUUCUGUUUAUUAAUAUUUCUUCAAAUUCGAUUAUUUAUUCGGUAAUUCGUGUGAAAAAGGGCUGUUACGAAGUAUGACUGCUACCAGCUGUUAAAUUAUUUAAUUAAUUAUUAAAAAGUUAAUUAUUUAAAAGUGUAUCCAACAUUCAAUAUGCAGCGGGUACUUAGCUUUCAAAUGGUUCGUGGGGUUAACGAGUCUCGCGAGUUUGUGACAAAACGUAUGUGCUUUUCGUUUAUAUUAUCGAUCGGAUUUCUUACUUUCUUGGGUGGAUAUACACUUGGUCGUUUUGUCAUGAUAAGAGCUAUGGAAUUUCGUGCUGAAAAAAGGCGCCUUGAAUUAGCGGGAAACGGGCUAGAAAAUACGGAACAUCUCCAACGUUUCAUGCUCAAGCAACUGGAAAGGGCGUCUCUUGAUCCUGAUUUUGAAAUGAAAUGGGAUUCCUUCAAUUUAAAGGAAGAUGAUAUAUAUCAAGUGAAUAAUAUUCUAUCGAAUUUGUCGCUUAUUGAAAAGGUCGUCAAAUGUCAAUCGCACAUCGUGGCAACCGCUAGAGGAGCCAGAGAGCCUGAUAGGUACGUAGUUUUAUCUGCUAGCGGUGAAGGUGUCGGAAUCGCUUUAAAAUUGGCAAAAAUUUUCAAUCAAAUUCAAGAAGAAUGCACGUGGAAACCUCGUAGAUCUAUUAUUUUUUGUUUAUUCUCCGCAUCUUCAAAUCCUUGUCCAGAAAUAUUGUCCAGCUUUCUGCCUCACAAGAUUGUGGCUUAUAUUGUAGUAGACCAUCAAGCUUUACAAGGUAAAGGCCACUUUAUUGUAUCUGGAUCGGAUAUUGUACAGUUUAUGGUUUUAGAAUCUGCUAGCAUUGUAAAAGACUGGUUUUCUUAUGACAAUCAGUUAUUGUCCUCAAACAGCACAUUUUACAAUGUUACAACUUCCCGGCUAGCUUUGGACAUACCUCAUGCAGUACUCUCUUAUGUGAAUAAUAAUAUCACAUGCAAUGAAGAUCAUCAUGAGAGGGAAUUGCAUAAAAUAAUUUUAGCACAAAUAGUUGGUCAAACUAUUUGGAAGUUCUCUGAAUCUUUAAUAAUAAAAUGGAACCCUAGUUAUUUUAAUAACACUGCCCUUGACAUAUUAAAAUCUAUAAACAAUACUGAAUUGUUGGAUGUUAAAGAGAAAGUACAACAAACCUUGGAUAAAUUGUUAACUAGCAUUAAAAUUUGUAAUAAAAAAAUUGAUACAGUUGACAACAUCAACACACUUGACACAAGGAUACUAAAUGAUUUAAUGAUGGAUUUGGAUAGAAUUCUUCUAUGUCCUGAUAAACAAAAUCAAUCCAGAACUGAUUGGUCAAAAUUUUUUAGAUUGAAUCAUGAGCCUUCAGACAAAAUCAUAAUGUACAUGAACGAAGUGGUGAAGUGUUAUGAGAAUGCUAUACAAUUUUUACAAGAUCGAUAGAAAAAAUAUAAAAGUACAAAACAUUAGAUA
Messenger RNA from Bombus huntii, 3019 nucleotides. RefSeq names its product transferrin receptor protein 1. The transcript is spliced from 8 exons. Bases 1694 to 2989 code for a protein of 431 amino acids. NCBI's taxonomy places the organism in Eukaryota, Metazoa, Arthropoda, Insecta, Hymenoptera, Apidae. Gene Ontology annotation, molecular function: carboxypeptidase activity. The record is from RefSeq and is a predicted model, not a curated record.